CAACAUGGCGGCCAAUUUUUUAAAGGACCACCCUUCUCUUUCUUCACCUUCUCUCCCAAUUCUUCUCCUUCUCACAUCACCAACCUAACCUUCUCUCUUUCUGUAUCACUCCCCUUCUCCUUCUCCUCCUCCUCCUCCAAUUAUUCCCUUGAAUAAUCAUCUCGCCGGCAAAGAGUGGUCGAGACUCGAGACUCAAGACUCAAGAUUCAAGACUCGGGAUUCAUCCCACCAUAAGAUUAAUUAUCAGCUUUGGCUCUUGGAGGCCCCAUAGUCCAACUUAAUGAACGGAAAAUUCAACACCAACCUACUAAUCACUCAGAAAGAAGAGAACGACAAUAUAGAAAGUGGUCCUGACUCUCCUCCUUCCAGCUUGCUUAACGACACGAAGAUGACUUCUACUUCCUCCCCAAAAAGAAGCAAACGGGAGAUACAAAAGAGAGUAAUCUCGGUGCCAAUCAAGGACGUAGAAGGGUCAAGGCUCAAAGCCGAGACUGCUCCGCCGCCGUCCGAUUCUUGGGCUUGGAGAAAGUACGGCCAGAAACCCAUCAAGGGGUCACCUUACCCUAGAGGAUACUACAGGUGUAGCAGUUCAAAGGGUUGCCCAGCCAGAAAACAGGUAGAGAGGAGCCGUGUGGACCCAUCUUUGCUAGUGGUCACCUACUCUUGUGAACACAACCACCCUUGGCCACCUCCUUCAAAGACCCACCACCACAGUAAUAGCUCCUCCACCAAACUCAACUUACCCAAGCCUGAAAUCUCCACUUCCAGUACCAAACCAGAAAACCCAGAACCCGAACCUGAACCAGAGGAGAAGUUCACUGAUCUUGGUGAUGACUCACUUAUUAGUACAGAUGAGUUUAGCUGGUUUGUAGAAAUGGAAACCACCUCUUCCACCAUCCUCGAGAGUCCCAUUUUUGCGGAUGAAAGAAGCACGGCGGAAGCCGAGGCAUCGAUGUUUUUCCCUAUGGGAGAAGAGGAUGAAUCCUUGUUCGCCGAUCUGGAGGAACUACCGGAAUGCACGGCGGUGUUCAGGCACCACCGUGGAGUAGGCCCACAAGUCCAGAUCUGCUGACACGUUACAUUGUCAUCACACGGAUUAUAAAAUUCAAAGGUGGGCGUAUCCUGCACCACAAGAUAACAAACAGAAAUAUAUAUAUAUAUAUAUAUAUAUAUAUAUAUAUAUUUUUUUUUUUUUUUUUUUUUUCUUUCUUCUUCUUCUAAUUUACUACUCUGUUUUUCCUUUUUCUUUUUUGUUAAUUUUUAUUAUUGUUUUUAGUUCCCAUUUCCCCUUGAUUUCAGCGUAGUAAGUGAAUAAAGCUCCAAUUCUGAAGUCUCUAGCGGUAGCGAUCCCAUUGUAAUUAUGAAGCAUUUGCCGUCUCAGAGUGGAUAUUUCAAUUCAAUGUUUUAAAAAACUCAUUUUUUUUUUCCGAAGAAAAAAAAAAUCACAUUUAUGAUUUUUAGUCGACAGCAAGUUAGCUAAGAAACUCAUUUUCUGUUC
Messenger RNA from Manihot esculenta (cassava), 1498 nucleotides. RefSeq names its product probable WRKY transcription factor 65. Gene Ontology annotation, biological process: regulation of DNA-templated transcription. The record is from RefSeq and is a predicted model, not a curated record. The transcript is spliced from 3 exons. The coding region runs from base 281 to 1072 and encodes 263 amino acids. NCBI's taxonomy places the organism in Eukaryota, Viridiplantae, Streptophyta, Magnoliopsida, Malpighiales, Euphorbiaceae. Gene Ontology annotation, molecular function: transcription cis-regulatory region binding; DNA-binding transcription factor activity. Gene Ontology annotation, cellular component: nucleus.